Boeremia exigua is the source of this 4181-nucleotide messenger RNA. RefSeq lists its product as uncharacterized. The transcript is spliced from 5 exons. Bases 285 to 3827 code for a protein of 1180 amino acids. NCBI's taxonomy places the organism in Eukaryota, Fungi, Ascomycota, Dothideomycetes, Pleosporales, Didymellaceae. The record is from RefSeq and is a predicted model, not a curated record.
CUGCUGCUCAUCUGCUGUUCUGUCUGCCCAUGCCGCACGCCCGCUCUCCCUCCAGCCGCUGCUGUGCACCGCCGUGACCAACCCGCGACGCGCCCAGCGCCCAUGUGUUGCCCUGCUUGACUCGUCGGUCCCUGGAUUCGCGGUAGCCCUUGACCCCUACGCACGGCCGCGUCGUCGCCUAGCAGCGCGCGCAACCACCGGCAGUCCGCCCAAACACUGCAGCUUCACUCUGCACCGCAGGCUGCCCCCGCGCCUGCUGCAGCUCCCGGCCCCGCGCGCUCGCCAUGUCGCUGAACGGGCUGGACGACAUUGCCGUCACACAGGCGUACCAGGGCGCACUGGCCGAGGCUGGCGGAUGGUUCCUGCUCAAGUAUACGGCAAGGGAUGCCGUCGACGUGCUGACCACGGGAACUGGCGGGGCCCAAGAGGCGCGCGCUGCCGUCGCACAGUACGAAGACAAGUCGCCGCUGUACGGGCUGCUGCUGUACCGCCGCCGCAAGGUCUUGGUCAAAUACGUGCCCGAGGGCACCUCGCGCCUGCUCCAAGCCCGCGUUGCUGUCCACUUCAUCACCGUGACCGAGAAGUUCGCGCCGCACGACAUUGUCCUCUCCAUCAGCAGCCCCGAAGAGCUUAGCGAUGCCGCCCUUACCUCGGCCUGCACCCUGCACACCGCCGCCCCCUCGAGCUCCUCGUCCAGUGGCUCGUCCGCAAGACAUCAGAAGUUGAGCUGGAUCAGGGAAGAGUCGGAGGCGCCCAGCCAGCCUGCAGGAGACGACGCCCCCGCCCUGCAGCGACCGACGUCGCCCUCCACCAUUCCGACCAUACUCGAGCCCGCCAGCAACGAGGCUGAGUCUCUGCGGCGUGCCUCAGUAGUGUCGCAGCACACCGAGCAGGUCCCCGUUGUCCUCGACGACAAGGUGGUCGAACCUGCGCCGGCCGACGUGAAGCCUGCGCCGGAGAUCUCGCACGUCACGAUUGAGACUGUUACACAAGGGCCGCGAACACCCGAGGCCGACGACGUCAGCGACUUGAGGAGGACGUUCACGAACGACUCGCUGUUCGAGGGUGGUGCCGAGCCCCGUGCCUCCUCGCAGACCGCUCGCCCAGACUACAACGAGCUGUACGAGCACUACUACGCCCAGUACACCAAACCUAAAGAGAAACUCGGGCCUCGACCUCGCGCCUCACAGGAAGGGAGGCGCCCUUCCACCUCAGGCAGUGGUUCUCAACUCGGCGCGAAAACAAAGUCGUCCCUACCAUCUGGUCUUCGCUCCGCCGCUCGCAAAGCCGCUGAAUCGAAGAAGCCUAAGCUCAAAGACUCAAGGUCCGAUUCGAACCCCGCAGUCCCUACCACUCUGCCUUUGCCGCCACCAUCUCCUAUACCCGAGACUCCUAUUUCUCCUAUUUCUGUCACCUUCUCGCUGAAGGGUCCGGCGAGUGUACGGUCUAUGCCUGUUGGUUACAGUGGCGGACUCAAGUCCAACAGCAACACACACGAACGGACACGUUUGAUGAAAGCAUUGGAGCUGCGUAAAAAGCAGAUGAAGGCUCAACAAGACCGACAGAGCAAGAUGACAGAGGAAACAACAGAAAGUGGCGAGGCAACGGCGCAGAUUGUUGAGUCUACAUCAUCCCUUGACAGCGAUAGCACAGCGGCAGACGCACCACAAUCUGGUAGCAAUACUAUGAUUGAAGAUGCGAGUGUUGCAAAAUCCUUGCCUGUGAACAACGGAGAGGACGCCAUCAAGGAACCCAGUAGAGAGGAUUUUGAAGACAGAAAGAUCUCACUGGAGGAGGAUACAACUUCAUCUUUGGCAGUGGACAGCUCAGGUAUGGUCUACACCAGCAACCAGACCGAGAACGAUGAUCUCAAUUCUGCUGCAUCCGUGUCCUCGCCGGUAUCUGCGCAAACGCAAGGAUCAUCUGUUGCCCCUUCCACCCGGCCCUCAUCCCUGUCAGAGGACGAUCAUAAUACCAGCAUGGAUGAUGCGCAGAAGGCCGCAGACAUUCCAGAACAUACGACAUGGGAUACUCUAGACGAGCAGCAAUCUGUGGACAGCUCGCCGACAGUUGUUCCGGAAAGCAAGACGCCCGUCCCCUCGUUAGAUAUGCAGAUACCUAGUCAGUUGCCGACCCCGCCAGCGGAUGCCCCACUUGAGUCAGACACGUCAAAGCGGGAAUCCACAACAUCCCUUAUACCUUCCGAAUCUCAAGACCCACGCCGCUCUAACCGCGAGUCAACCAUUUACAUGCCCCCUGACGAGCACGCUGGGCAAAAUGACAAUGCGUCUAAGCGCCGCAACAGGGAGUCGAUGAUUCUGCCCUCCUCUAAGAGAGAAAGCUGGUACCAAUCGAAAGAUAAGCGCAGGGCAUUGCUUGAUCCGAUACAGGUCAGCGCAGAAAAUUCCGAGGCAGAGUAUCUAUCCGACGACUCCUUUAUGGAAGAGCUUCGUAGCGCGGAGGUCCGGCAGGCAAAGCCAAUGUCCGUGUCCAAGUCGCCGAUCAUGCCUUUUUUUCCUCGACAGCCUUCUGAGCCUAAGCUUUCUUCACCGCCUAAGCGGGCAGCUUCGACAUCAUUCAACCAGGCCACCCGUACAUCACCAGAACACCUUGUCAGGAAAUCGUCAGGUCCAUGGACCACAUCAACCAGGAGUGAGGAGAUGGGCCCGCCACCGAAGAUGAACUCUGUCAAAGUAUCCGGUGGUAUUGCGCAAAGGAUCAAGGCCCUCGCAGAGAAAUCUAAACGCGAUUCACAAGCAUCGUUAAGUCCACACGAUACCCCACGUUCGCGGCCUGGAUCCAGCUUAGCGCAACGAAAGUCGAAUUUCUUCGCAGCAUCACCAAUCGACAGGUCUCCUGGUGGUACGCCUGUUCAGCGAUUAGGCAGUCCAUCGCACCUAAGCUUGUCUAACCAGCCAACGCCUGACAAGAAACCUACGUUGGAGCCUUCGCCCAUCACAGCGGAUCAAAACGUAUACAACCUACAGGAAGUGGAACAACCCGAGACUGUGCAGGUCACCGCUCGUAUCAUUCAAGAUGAGCGCACUAAGCAACCUACGUUGGCUAUGCCUACCGAAACCACGCCACUGGACCUCCACCAGAGUCCUUUGAUCAUUGAUCAUCAGAAGCCUGCCUUCGUUCCCAAAAGCCCAACUCGUGCGAAAACUGCUUCGUCUAUUGCGACUGAGUCAACCACGUCGCCAAGAGCACCUUCUUCGUCGGGAUCACGUGAUCUGGGCCAUGCACUCCCUCGCUCUUCAUCUGAGAGCAGCUGGCGGCCAUUCGGCCGCCGAAUGAGCGAAACGAGGUCUAUCCACAGUCACGACGGCGAUGAAGAGAAGCGCGAAGAGAAGAAGGGCAAGAAAGAUUCGCGAACGAGCAAGCUGUUCAAGCGAAUGUCUUCGGGCUUGGGGUUGAAGAGCUCCCAAACAAGCCUUGCGCUUCCUGAGCAGGAUAUGCAUUCUACUUCUUUAUCAUCACUGCGGGAACCGCCACCACCUGUUCAGGUUGGCGAUCUCAACGUCCAGUUCCCCGACACACUGUUGUGGAAGCGUCGUUUUGUUGAGAUCGACACCACUGGCAACCUUAUCCUUGGUCCCUCGAUAUCGAAUCCAAGAGGCAUUACCAAGCGUUACCAUCUCACCGAUUUCAAAGCUCCUUAUCCUCCCGACCAGGACCAACAGGAACUCCCAAAUAGUGUAGUCCUGGACUUUAUCGACGGCCGGACCCUGCAGUGUGCGUGUGAGUCCUCCACCUCGCAAGCUCAUGUCCUGCAAAUACUCCGAGAGGCGCACGAUGCAUGGAUUGCCCACAGCCAGACGGCCUAACUCCUUAUCUCCAUUUUCAUCAUACUUACCCUUACACAUACCCAGCCUUUCGCGGCAUAUUUCCUUACGACGUACGAUGGUAGAGUAGACAUUUCAUUUGUGUUUUUGGAUUUACUGCGGUUGCAUGGAUGCCUAGCGGAGGCUCAAAAGGUUCGAUACAUUAUUCUCACUGCAUUCUUCUCUUCGAAAGCUUCGUUCUAGUGGGUGUUUUGUGAACCCCUUUCGACCCCUCUGCAUUGGGUGAGAUUGUACAUUCGGGGUGAGGCUUGGGGCUUUGAUACUUGUAUAAUAUUUAAUGCUGCUGUGCAGCGUGAUAAUGGGUGGCUGGCAUGAAUACAUUAGAGUAUCACUGCG